Molecule: messenger RNA, 1542 nt
Organism: Adineta steineri
Lineage: Eukaryota; Metazoa; Rotifera; Eurotatoria; Adinetida; Adinetidae
Source: the annotation of a GenBank genome assembly
AUGUCAUUUCGUAUUGAUCAAAAUCGUUUUUUUCUUGAUACGUAUCGAACACGUAUUAGAGAUACAGUAACAAACGCAGAACAAGCUGAUUGUGAACAAGCUGUUGAAAAACUUUUUAAAGAAUUUCUUAAACAAAAAUCAAGUUUUGGAUUGAAAGGUCCUAUUCUUAAUCGAGAUAAACAUGUUACUUAUUUAUUGAAAAGUCUUCGUCAUUUACCUAGAAGUCAUGAAUCACUUGAUGCUAGUCGACCAUGGCUUGUUUAUUGGAUUACACAAGCUUUAUAUUUACUUGACGAACAAUUAUCGGAUACAUUUAUCACUGAUAUAUGCAAUUUUUUAAAACAAUGUCAACAUCCGGAUGGUGGUUUUGGAGGUGGUCCUGGUCAAAUAGCUCAUUUAGCUCCAACAUAUGCAGCUGUAAAUUCACUUUGUUUAUUACGAAGUCAAAAAGCAUAUGAAGUUAUUGAUCGAAAAAAAUUAUCUGCAUGGUUAAAAACAAUUCGUGAUCCUAUUAAUGGAAGUUUUAGUUUACAUAUUGAUGGUGAAUCAGAUAUUCGAGCAACAUAUUGUGCUGCAAGUGUAGCAACAGUAUGUCAAUUAGAAGAUCGAAUUGAGCUAUUUCAAAAUACAGCUGAAUGGGUAGUCAGUUGUCAAACAUAUGAAGGUGGUUUUGGUGCAUGUCCGGGGGCUGAAGCACAUGGUGGAUAUUCAUUUUGUGGUUAUGCGACACUUUUAUUACUUGAUCGAGAAUCAUUAUGUGAUCGUGAUAGUUUACUUAGAUGGACUGUUAAUCGACAAAUGACAUUUGAAGGUGGUUUUCAGGGACGUACAAAUAAACUUGUCGAUGGAUGUUAUUCAUUUUGGGUUGGUGCUUUAAUACCACUUAUAAGAGCUAUUCAACGUCGACAAUGUACACGAGAUAAUCAAGAUGCAAAUGCAAAACAUGACGAUCAAAUUUUUGAUACAAUUGCUGCUCAAGAAUAUGUUCUUUUAUGUUGUCAGGUGAAUCAUACGGGUGGUUUUACUGAUCGACCUAAAGCUGAUGCACGUGGUAGUGAUUUGUACCAUACAUGCUAUUGUCUAAGUGGACUUAGUUUAUUCCAAGAUGGUGGUCAAGACCAAACACCAAUUAUUUGUGGUGAUGAUGACAAUAAACUCGUAAGAAAUAUAUUUAUACAAAGAAAAAAAAUGAUUAUUCUAUAUAUGAUAAUCUUUUCCUCUUUCUAGCGUAACACACAUCCUCUGUUCAAUAUUGGACCUGAAUGUAUUCGAGACGCCAUGAAUUACUAUUCACAAGAGACACACUAGAGCUAUUCUAAUCUUUCUUUUUUUUCUUCUUUUUUUUCCGUUCUUUUCUAUCAUUGUUGAAUAAAGAUUAUUUCAUUCGUUCGUUUGGUUCUUUUUUUUUCUCUUCGUGUAACCGCAGCGAGACUAUGCAUGCGCUGCCAGUAUGCGCCUCUUCUGUCGCCCGUUUGUGAUGACGUCAUGGACCCUCGUGAACAGAACGAGCGCAUUCGAAUGAUCCUUACAUAUAUAUAUAUA